CGAAAGGGCAAACUUUUCGAACUCCGAUCACACGAUGGAACGAGAGCGCACAAGAACUACCCAUCACAAGCCCUCCGUGGGCCUGCCCCCCCCCCAGCUGGGCAGUGGGAAAAAAACGGGACAGAACUCAGCUCAGAUUGCUUUUCUUCCACAAACAAUCUGCCACUCCCCCACACAAUCUGCAUCGUCGUCGUCCCAGUCCCUCUCAGUAACGUACUGCACUAACUCAGAGCAGAAAAUGCACACCCCGACGACCCUCCUAGCCCUCGCGGCCCUCGUCUCAUCCACGACCGCCCAACUUAUCACUGCUCCAGCAACGUCCCAGUGGACUGCGGGGAGCACGACAAACACGAAGGGAUGUGUUGCGAACCCCGUCGUGGGGACGGAUUAUUUCCCGCAGAAGACUUUUAAGAAUGGCACAAACGAUGUGUUCACGGUCGCGUACCAGGGAAACAUAAAGAUUGUUACCGACAACGGCAAGCUCCCGUACACCAAGCCGCACACUUACGUGCUUUACCAGUGUGGAACUGCCAAGCCUACUCCCGAGUUCUUGGCCAACUACCCCGGCGCUACCGUUUUCUCCAUCCCCCUUGAGAGCGUGGCGACCACCUCCACGACGGAGCUUGCUUACCUUGAGAUCCUUGGUGCCCGUAACGUUAUCAAGUACACCACCGACCAGUCUCUCAUCACGUCCCCAUGCAUCCACCGUGCCAAUUUGACGAGCAUCAAUCCCUACAACCAGACCGCCGCGGAAGGUGCUGCUUUCAUUGCCGCCUACAACAAUGUCAAUGCUACCAUUUCCGGGGGUGACCUCCCAGCCCCGAGCGCCAACAAGACCCUCGUCUUUCCCGCGGUGUCCGACCAGACCCGGUACGGCCGGUCCGAGUGGCUGCUCUUCCUCUCGGCCUUCUUCAACGCCGAAGACACCGCCAACCAAGCCGUCCAAAAGAUCAAAACCCAGUACGACUGCGUCUCCGCCGCCGCCAAGAAGGCCGCAGAAACCUACGGCUCCCCCGACGCGUCCUGGGCCGACUUUUAUACCCCGGACCCCACCAAGGGCGUCACCCAAUUCAACCUCGGCGCCCCGUACAAGUACCAAUACCUGCAAGACGCCGGCGCCGUGUUCGCCAAAGCCGGCGCGGGCAACACCGGCACGACCGCGGACAAGGUCACCGAGAGUUCUCUGACCACCACCCCGACCACCUCGGAGGCGGUCAAGAACCUGAUCGCCAACUCCGAGAUCUUCAUCACCUCCGGCUUCGUCAAGGACAACGCGGCCCUCCUCGCCUCCCUCAACAUCGCCGCCGCGGACGUUGCAAAAUACAACAUCACCCAGACAAAGGAGGCCUGGUCCGCCGACAAGAAGAUCUCCCCCGAGGGCAGCGGAAUCGCCUGGUUCUCGAGCGCCGUCCCGUACCACCACCUCGUCCUCGCCGACCUGGCCUCCAUCGUCCAACCCGCCCUCCUCCCCAACUACGUCCGCAACUACUUCCGCAACGUCGCCACCGAGAACCCGGUUGGUAUCAGCAACGCCCAGUGCGAUAACGCUGCCAACCCGCUGAUGGGAACUGCGGAGGUUGUGCCGGAUGUGUACACCGGCGAUUGUGCACUGAACGGCGCGACCCUGACGGGCACCGUGACGAACUGGAAGACGACGGGUGCGGGUGGCACGAAUGGCGUGGGCAACGGUGGUCAGGGCAACAGUGGGGGCCGGAUGGGUGUGUCGGCGUUCUUGACCGUUGCGCUGACGGUUGUUGGGUCCGCUUUCUGUCUUUUGUGAGGUCCCCUCCCCCCCGCCUCCCCCCGAAGACUCAUCUAGAUGCAACAUUCUCUUGUUAUUCCCACCCCUCGCAUACCACCCACACCAUUUCGCAUUUUAUAGACUUUCCUGGGCAAUGCAAACGAUUGGAACUUUUUUUCCGCUUUCCCUUACUCCUGUAUGCAUGAACGGCCAAAAUACAGAAAUAAAAAUUCGCUC
Messenger RNA from Fimicolochytrium jonesii, 1978 nucleotides. RefSeq lists its product as uncharacterized. Lineage: Eukaryota; Fungi; Chytridiomycota; Chytridiomycetes; Spizellomycetales; Powellomycetaceae. The transcript has 4 exons. The coding region runs from base 35 to 1780 and encodes 581 amino acids. The record is from RefSeq and is a predicted model, not a curated record.